GAUAAUCUGGAUACUUGUUUCAAAAUUUUAGAUUCUUAAAAUUUUUUUUGGCGUACAAAAUUUGACACACAGGCAUUACACUCAUGGCAGCUGCCGCCAAAGAUAAAACCAGUACGAAGAAGGUCAUAACCGUACAAUCAAAAGACGAUUUUGAUCGGGUCGUUGCGGAGGCGGGCAACAAACAUGUUCUGGUGGAGUUUUUUGCCACGUGGUGUGGCCCAUGCGCUCUGAUCGGGCCUCGUCUGGAGGAGUUGGCGCAGGAGUACGCGGACUGCUUAGUUAUCGUCAAGGUGGAUGUGGAUGAUAAUGAGGAUCUCGCCGAGGAGUAUGAUGUCAGCAGCAUGCCCUCGUUUCUGAUCAUCAAGAACAAAAUCAAACUGGAGCAGUUUGUGGGCAGCAGCGGCGAAAAAGUGCAGAGCACUCUACAAAAGUUCUGCGGCAAGCGCGAUGAGAAAACUACUACGGCUGCGGGUGCGGGCCCCAGCCAGAAGCCGAACAGAGUGGUUUCCAUGAUCAAAGUAGUUAGCCCCAGUAAAGCGAAUGUUAUGCAUUCGGACAAAAAAUAGACCACCUCUGCAC
This is a messenger RNA of Drosophila navojoa, 579 nucleotides long. RefSeq names its product thioredoxin-2. The record is from RefSeq and is a predicted model, not a curated record. NCBI's taxonomy places the organism in Eukaryota, Metazoa, Arthropoda, Insecta, Diptera, Drosophilidae.